Messenger RNA from Penicillium pulvis, 1041 nucleotides. RefSeq lists its product as uncharacterized. The transcript is spliced from 2 exons. Lineage: Eukaryota; Fungi; Ascomycota; Eurotiomycetes; Eurotiales; Aspergillaceae. The record is from RefSeq and is a predicted model, not a curated record. Bases 1 to 1041 code for a protein of 346 amino acids.
AUGUCUUCUUUCGCGAACAUGGAUAUCCCAGAUCUCGAUCUUCCCCGGAGUGUGUCCAUGUCGGGGUCUCCAGAGGUCUCCAGCGUCUUCUCGCCCAAUACAUCAUGGGACGGAUUAUCUGGAUCUUCAUCAUUUACCCACGAUAAUCUAUCUCAUCAUCUAUAUACGGGGGACACGCUGGCAGCCAAGGAUGAUAUUCCAAUUAGUGAGGCCUUGCUGCUUCCUACAACAGGGAUAGAUAUUGCAUCAAGCGGGGACUCUAUCCAGAAUCCAGCAAAUUUUGAAUAUGGCACAUCAUAUGUGGAAUCCAAGUUGCCAUGUCAUGCGAAUGAGCAAAACUCAUCAAGUGAUCUACGAUGGCAGGAGAUGUUUGAUAGGAUGAUACAAAGCUCAGGCUCAGCGCCGAGGGACUGUCAAUGUUUGGAUCGAGCUCUUGAGCUGCUGGAUGGACUCUUUGUACAGCACGGCAACUCUGCCAACCCACUCUCGACUUUCAAAUCAAAAUACCAUCAAACUUCAGAUGCAAUGCAAAAACUAUCAUUUCUGCGCAUGGAACUAAAUGCCUUUGAAGGCAUUGCAAGCUGCGCACAAUGCAAGAAGACCCGAUGUUUGAUGGGCUUGUUGGUCCUCCUCUCUGAACGCUUGUCAACGCUAUUUCGACAAAUUUUUGAGAUCAUGCCUUUGAGCACUUUCCAAGCUGGAAUUGAUUUUGAAAACACUUCCAGUCCAAUGCCAUCAAAUGAAGACCUAUCGAAUAUUGGCGAAAAGGAAAUACAGCCGCGAGAAUAUGAGACUGGCUCCCAUUUCCGAACGAAGACAGAAGAAAGAAAUACCAAAAUGAUAUUGUCGUGCAAUGGUUUUACUUUGGAUAUGUCCAAAGAGACGGAAGCACUUCUUCUGCACUUGGCUCUUCUCGCUAUGCAACAAUUGCGGAAGGUCAUCGCAACGCUUUGGGGCCGCGCCCAAGACGAGCAAAGAAAAGACCUUUCAGAAAACCUGUCACAAUGUGGACAGAGACUGCAUAAUUCCGAGGCCGUUUGA